Molecule: messenger RNA, 6731 nt
Organism: Porites lobata
Lineage: Eukaryota; Metazoa; Cnidaria; Anthozoa; Scleractinia; Poritidae
Source: the annotation of a GenBank genome assembly
AUGGCUGACGAAGAAAAGCAAGAGUCGCCAGAAAGGUUUGAGCACGACAGACCAGCUUCUGUUCUUCCAGGGGCCUUGUUUAUAACGGGUGUGACUUUCGCAUCAAUAGUUGGUGGUUUUGGCUAUGCCAUUGGGCAAGCUCGUCGAAGAAGUUCGGAAGCUUUUGAUGCAAGAACGCAAGAAGGGGUCAAGUUGGCCCUCAGAGCACUGGGCUGGGGUACUGUUCUAGCUGUCAGCGGUGUAGGUCUUUUGGUCCUUAGUGUGAAGACUGCUUUGGGAGUCAAAGACGUAAGAAUUGUUUUACAGUUAUUUUCUAAGAACCUGGGAUCCCUCACUCCGUAUGAAAGUAAAACGUAGCGCAACGUUUAAUCGACCACUACGUCCCGGGCGGGGGGAGAAGGGGGACUGCUAUAUAUGGGAUAUAUAGGUAUGUGCCGCUGUGAAGGGUAUGGUUUUCAAGCAGUUUACUCUAGGAUAGGGUAUAUAAAUCAGAAAGUUUGGGUCUAGAAUAGGGUACAGUCGAACCUCUCAGUACAGGCACCUCUCUAAUCCGGAUAUCUCUCUAUUAUGGACAGUUUCCAAUGUCCUGACAAAAGUCUCAUAUCAAAAGUAGGUUGAGUUUGAUCAUGCAGGUGAACGUAGUCCUGAAUAGGACUGUUGUUGUUGACAGUGACUGACGUUUCGACAACCUACUGUGAGGUAGUGAGUUGUAUCACGUCAGUUGAUGGUAUUAUACUCUGGUUAUUGAUGAUCGGUCAAUUACGUCUCGAUGUUAUUGGUCGUCUGUCAGUUAAGCCGAGAUGUUAUUGGCUGUGAAGACUUGUAGUAAGUAAUUGGUGCGUUUUGUUCCGUCUAUUGUCACAGUUAAACAGUCUCGGGGGUGGAAGCUGAAUAAUUGGAUCAUGAUUAUUCAUUAUUCUUUGCUUUUUUCUCUAAAUUAUUCAUUAUUCAUUUCAAUUUUUUUCCGUGAUAUUCAUUAUUCAUUUUUUUAGUUUUUGUAUCAGUUUUCCUUUCCCAAAUUUUCUGCAAUGCAAUUCUAUACAUUGUUUAUCAAAAGUUUGCAUUUCAGUAUACAUUCAACCUUAUCUUUAGCAAGUACCAUUCUAUUUUUUCUAUAAAUGUGGUCAAAAUAAUGUUAUCCUUUUCGAUCAAUAGACCGUCUAUGCAAUGACUAGAAUGUGAAGGACCAAACAACAGCAGACUAAUAACCUUAAGUACUAAAAAAUAAUACCGGUAACUAAUAAACAAACUAUAGCUGAAGCGAACACUUUUCAUAAUCGUAAUUGUACGUAAUUGACUUGGUUCACAAGUCGGGCAAGAUAGGCUGCUUGCUUGCACAGGACCUGCUAUACUGCACCACUUACCAGGUUACUCACUCGGUCGGAUUUUAGGACUUGUCUAUUGGCAGGUCCAGGUUUCAUUGCAACCUUUAUGCUGAGUCAUUAAUUAAUUUCCACAUUGUCCAAACACUGUGGAACAUUACAAUGGAAGAUUCUUAUGUUGCAACUUUUUAGACAGUUGCAUCUAUAACUAAAGUAAUAGAAUCAAAUAUCUUAAUUAUAAGGGGAUGGGCUUUUAUUUUAGUUUCAUCUUGAGCCUCUGUCAAACGAUAUCAACAUUUGUUCAACCAUUCGCUAACAAUAAUUGAUGAGAGCCGAUGUGAAGGCCGCGUGACAUACCACAGGAGUGUAGUGUGGGACUGCAAACAUAACUGUCACGACAAUGUUUAAGCUGUUUUACAGGAACUGUUCAGGGUCGACGUUAGAGUUCGAGGGUGUACGCAAGCGGGGGAAGUUGUAGCGCCGAAGGUGGCCUAACCUAGGGGGGGAGGUGUCUGGGGGCAUGCUCCCCCAGAAAACUUUUUUUAAUUUAGGGUCUUGGAAAUGCCAUUUCCAGCGUUUUCCACAGGAAAUUUUCUGUAAAAAUAUGUUCAGUUGUUUAUUUUAUCCAUCUCCAGUGUUGUCGGUAAUAAGGUACAGUGUUUAAGGGAAAAAAGGCCAGUGACGCCAUCAGAAUCUGAUGAUUAUGGAAUAAUACUGAACAUAAAAGAAAUACUAACACAAGAACACCAAUAUAUGGCGAAAAAUAUAUCAGUCAUCACUCGUUUCUCGCGGCUUUGCCGCUUGCCCCUCGCACAUGCUUGCAUUCUACCAUGUCCAAAAGAAAAAAUAAGAAACUACUCGCAGUCAAAACCUUAAGGAAGCCUUUUCGGUGAUCUCGAUCUGGACAGAACCAUAUGAUAAAGACAAGACGGUAAGAAGUUGAUUGUUUGAAUAUCAUCGAGUAUAAAAUCUUUUAAAUGAUUACUGAUAAGCUGAUUAAAAGAACGGUGCGUUUGUACUGACCUGCUCUGAUUGUGCAUUAAACGUCAAUUUUCAGGUGACCAGGAACGCGAGCUGGGAACAUUGUCAAGAAUGACAAAUAGACCUACCAUCGAUGACAAUUUCUCUUCAUUCUCUGACUUCUUUUUUUCCAUUGUUCAAAAUUGAAUGAAGAAGCGAUAGUAGUCUGUAGAAUACGUUAUACAUGUCCCAGAGUCCCGGUCAAUUUGAUGUUUUGUCUGUAAAUGGUGCUCAGCAAUGUGAUUGUUGACGUCACCAUUCCUCGUCGCUCGUUUUUGUUUGGUCAGUCACGUGCUUAGGUUUCUGCCGGUUUCACCAAUGUAAUAAGCCUGGCAGUCGCAGCAUUUGAUCUUGUAUACUGCUCCCUGUCUGUCCUCAGGUUUGUCUUUGUCCUUGACAUUAGUAAGUAGUCGCCGUAAAGUGGUUAUCGGUUUGUGUGCAACACGUAUAAUUAUUGUGAGGUUGUAAUAUAAUUAUGUGCAAUAGUUUCAGACGUGCCUCUGAUGUACGGUAUAGUCGCUGUCGUAACAGGGCCAGAGUUGAAACUCGUCUGGGAGACUAUUCCACAACCUUUGGCCUCUGAAGGUAAACACGCGCUGACCUGCAGCCGUCCUACAGAGUGGUAUAUGUAGGCGGUCCCUAUUCCUAGUGUUGCAGUUGUGCACUUCCGAUCUGGUUUUAAACUUCUGACAAAGAUAUGGAGGUGCAAGUCCAUUUUAAGCAUUUAAAUACCAUGGUAGCAUCUCUAACCUCAAGUUGUUUAACAAUUCAGGGCAGCCACUGCAGCUGCUUAAGAAUAGGUGUAAACUAUCCGGGCUGCAAAAUUUUGCACUGUCUGUAAUAGCUCGAUGUUUUUCUUAGUGGUAUUAGCCCAUACUGAUGAACAAUACAAUAAUUUACUGAAUACAAGAGAAUUAAUUAUAGUGACCAGGAACGCGAGCUGGGAACAUUGUCAAGAAUGACAAAUAGACCCACCAUCGAUGACAAUUUCUCUUCAUUCUCUGACUUCUUUUUUUCCAUUGUUCAAAAUUGAAUGAAGAAGUGAUAGUAGUCUGUAGAAUACGUUAUACAUGUCCCAGAGUCCCGGUCAAUUUGAUGUUUUGUCUGUAAAUGGUGCUCAGCAAUGUGAUUGUUGACGUCACCAUUCCUCGUCGCUCGUUUUUGUUUGGUCAGUCACGUGCUUAGGUUUCUGCCGGUUUCACCAAUGUAAUAAGCCUGGCAGUCGCAGCAUUUGAUCUUGUAUACUGCUCCCUUUCUGUCCUCAGGUUUGUCUUUGUCCUUGACAUUAGUAAGUAGUCGCCGUAAAGUGGUUAUCAGUUUGUGUGCAACACGUAUAUUGUGAGGUUGUAAUAUAUGUGCAAUAGUUUCAGACGUGCCUCUGAUGUACGGUAUAGUCGCUGUCGUAACAGGGCCAGAGUUGGUUUAAGUGUUGGAAUCAGUGUUACUGUGAGCGUUCCAUCUAAGGUCUGUGUUGUAUAUUGUUGUUACUAAAAACGUUGUCUUAUAUAUAUUUUCUUUAACAAAACCCUCUAUAAUACGAACUGUCUCUAAUAUGGACAACGGACACUAAAUCUUGGCCCCAGAGAGUAAAUUCAUGUAUAAACUUAACCUCUUUAUUAUGGACACUGCAGUGAUCAGGUAAAUCCGCAUAGCAUGAAUUCCAUCAAGUCUGGCUAGUGAGCUAUGCCAGGUGAUAUAAAGCCCAGUUGCUGUAUACCAAACAACGAUUUGUGAAAGGUGUACAGAGGAACAUAACCGACUUUUUGAAAGCUUCAAUAACUACAGAUAGCAUGAAGAUCUUUUCUGUUACAUUUUGUACUCUAGUUACUGUUUACGGCACUUGCAAAAUUACGAAAGACGCUUUCAGAAUUGUGCUUUACAUUAACUUUUUACAUGCAGCAUUACGCUGACGCUGGUUUUGUUUUUCAACAGUAAUUUGUCUGUAGCUGAGAUGUACAAUGUUGUAUGCUACUGAAAGACAGUAUCUUGUACCAUGAAUUGAUACCUUUAAAUGCAGUUUAAAGAUGAGUGUUAGCCUGGUUUUAGAUACUGAACUCUUAAAACUGUAAGUGGAGUCAUAAAAGUGAUGUCAUCAUAGUGACCUCUUUUAUAAGGACACCUCUCCAAUACAGACACUUCACUCCAUCCCUUCGGUGUCCGUAUUAGAGAAGUUCGACUGUAUUAUUUUCCAGGAAAGUGAUCAAUUAGUUGAAGAUUUUAGUUGGGAAUUGCCACUCAAAAAUUAAUAUAAAAAAUCAAAAUCAGCAAGUUUGAAUUUACACAACUCAGCCUAAAAGCUAUUCUAGGAUGGGGGGGGGGGGGGGAAGGGAUUUGGGGAGUUUAGUGUAGUGUAGGGUAGCAAAAUCCAGCUGAACUAGCUCUUGUUUAGGCUGAGGUUUCCAGGAUGCCAGCGGCACAUCCCCACCCGAAAAUUCCUAAAAUACCUCCCUGAGAACUACAUUUACAUAUACCAUAUACAUAAGUUUAUAGUCACCGCCAGCAUAAUCUUACCAGAUUGUAACUGGGCUCAUUAAUAAUAAUAAUAAUAAUAAUAACUUUUUUAAUCCCCUCAAAAAGGCUUUUCAGCUUAAUUUACAAUGUCAAAUAUCUAAAACUUAGUUUUCCAAAAAUACCCUUAAAAAAUGCUGUUUUAUUUUAACCUUAAAUACAUCUAAAUUAGUGAUAGACUGAAACUCGUCUGGGAGACUAUUCCACAGCCUUUGGCCUCUGAAGGUAAACACGCGCUGACCUGCAGCCGUCCUACAGAGUGGUAUAUGUAGGCGGUCCCUAUUCCUAGUGUUGCAGUUGUGCAUUUCCGAUCUGGUUUUAAACUUCUGACAAAGAUAUGGAGGUGCAAGUCCAUUUAAGCAUUUAAAUACCAUGGUAGCAUCUCUAACCUCAAGUUGUUUAACAAUUCAGGGCAGCCACUGUAGCUGCUUAAGAAUAGGUGUAAACUAUCCGGGCUGCAAAAUUUUGCACUGUCUGUAAUAGCUCGAUGUUUUUCUUAGUGGUAUUAGCCCAUACUGAUGAACAAUACAAUAAUUUACUGAAUACAAGAGAAUUAAUUAUAGUGAUCAACGUACGCCUAUUCACAUCAUACCCCACUCACUAGACAGCUUGUGCUCAUGUUUUCAUGAUAAUUGUCUGCAGACUCCUUCUGAUAGCAGGGAUACUUUGUAAGCCCCCUGAAUUGACUACCCUGAGUGAAACUUAUUUUUUAUUUUGAUUUUUUUUCUAAAUAAAGAGCCAAGGCAUAUAUCUGUUAUACCCCAAGCCCUUCUUUUACAUCAUACAUGAACAGUAAAUGCAUUAUAUACAUGGAGGAACAAAAGAAGAAAAAUUAAAACUUGUUUUUUUUAAUAUCCUGUAUCACACAAUCCUUUCUGAUAACAUAACUAAGAUGAUUAGCACACUUUUGCAAGGUUGUAUGUUCUGAAUAUAGUGUUUGCAAAAUAUUCCAAUUCAUGACUUUUCAGUUAUUGCAAUCUUUCAGGCAAAAGAGUUUGGUUUGAAAAUGAAAAGCAUUCUUCCUGCAAAAGAUGGAGAAUUUGUGGCAAAGUUUGAAUCUUGGAGAAUUCCAAGAAAUAAAGGAGAUGGAAGUGAACAAUGGUCAUCUUUGGGUUCGAAUUCAAAGACUUAGAAAACAGUGCUGUUCUUGUUGGCAGAGGUUAUAAAAGCAGGAACGAACAAAGUAAUGGAGACCUCACAGUACAUGUAUGCAAAUAACACUGGGCCCCCAGGUGGGGGUAGGUCACUGCAGCUUGUAGGGACUGUCAGUUGAGGCAACUCUGGGGAACUUGCCUGCUACAAUCAUAGCUUUUAAUCAAGAAAAACGAAAGACUGAGAGCUACACUUCAUUAUAACAAAGACAUCAAUUUUACAAACUCCAAUAAUUUGCAUCCAACUUUUAAUACUUGUUUGCAAUUUACAAUAAUAAGCCCAUAAAGUGAAUAAAUACCAUGUUGCUAUGUUUUUCAGUACUCUUUAAAUAAAGCCAUAAUGUAUGAUUAAAAGAAAAAAUGGAUAUGCACCAUAACAUGAAAUGUAUACAAGGUGUGUUUCAGUGUUUCUUUUCAUGUGUCAACAAACAAUGUAAUAAAAAAUAAUAUGUUUAUUACAAAUAUGAGGAAAAUAAUUAUUAUUUAAAAAUCUAAGCUUAAAAUGUAUUUUUAAGUAGAAUUUAUGGUACAUUAUACACUCUAGGUCCCUCUCUAGUAAUCUACAUCCUAAAAAACUGAGGCUAAGCACAAUAAUUCUAAAGGUGUGUUCUUUUGAAUUUACAAUCCAGUUUUGGUCUUCAGUUUUCUGUAUCAGACUGUUGCAUGUGUAUUAAGAAGAAAGAACCUAUUCAACUGCAUCAUUCUUACACCUUCAAGGAUAAUAACAUGC